This is a messenger RNA of Engraulis encrasicolus (European anchovy), 1604 nucleotides long. RefSeq names its product ERGIC and golgi 2 (gene ergic2). Lineage: Eukaryota; Metazoa; Chordata; Actinopteri; Clupeiformes; Engraulidae. Gene Ontology annotation, biological process: endoplasmic reticulum to Golgi vesicle-mediated transport; retrograde vesicle-mediated transport, Golgi to endoplasmic reticulum. Bases 159 to 1283 code for a protein of 374 amino acids. Gene Ontology annotation, cellular component: endoplasmic reticulum; COPII-coated ER to Golgi transport vesicle; membrane. The record is from RefSeq and is a predicted model, not a curated record. The transcript has 14 exons.
UUGGUUAGCUCAGUUGUAGUCGAGUCACUGAAAUCGCAUACAGGAAGUGAAGGACAACAAUCAGCAUGUAGCUGGACGAAAACCACUGAAUUAUAGUGGCUAUUUCAACGAACUAAUGCAAACCAACGCAUGUAUAUACAGUGAGAAUUACCGGCACCAUGCGGAGACUGUCGCGGAAGAAAGCUCUCAAUCUGGUGAAGGAGCUAGAUGCCUUUCCCAAGGUCCCAGAGAGCUACGUGGAGACGACAGCAAGUGGAGGAACAGUGUCUCUGGUGGCCUUCAUGGCCAUGGCUCUCCUGGCAUUCUUCGAGUUCUUCGUCUAUCGAGACACAUGGAUGGCCUACGAGUAUGAAGUGGACAAGGAUUUUUCAAGUAAAUUACGAAUAAAUGUAGACAUCACCGUUGCCAUGAGAUGCCAAUUUGUAGGUGCAGAUGUCUUGGACUUGGCCGAGACGAUGGUGGCUUCAGAUGGUCUUCAGUACGAACCAGUUGUCUUUGAACUGACUCCCCAUCAAAGGAUCUGGCAUAGGACUUUGCUUCUGAUCCAGAACCGUCUGCGAGAGGAGCAUUCGUUGCAGGACAUCCUGCUGAAGAGCCUGCUGAAGGGGUCCCCGACCGCACUGCCUCCACGUGAAAUGGACAAUACUCAGUCUCCAAAUGCAUGUCGGAUACAUGGGCACCUCUAUGUCAAUAAGGUUGCUGGGAAUUUCCACAUCACAGUUGGCAAGGCAAUUCCACAUCCACGAGGCCAUGCACACCUGGCUGCUCUGGUCAGCCAUGAGACGUACAACUUUUCUCACCGAAUUGACCAUCUGUCGUUUGGCGAAGAAAUCUCUGGCAUCAUCAAUCCACUGGAUGGCACGGAGAAAGUGUGCGCUGACCAUAAUCAGAUGUUCCAGUACUUUAUUACUAUUGUGCCCACAAAACUGAAAACCUACAAGAUCUCAGCAGAAACGCACCAAUACUCCGUCACAGAGAGGGAACGAGUGAUAAACCACGCUGCUGGUAGUCAUGGUGUUUCUGGAAUCUUCAUGAAGUAUGACAUCAGUUCUCUCAUGGUGACGGUCACUGAGCAGCACAUGCCCCUGUGGCAGUUCCUGGUGCGCCUCUGUGGCAUCAUUGGGGGCAUCUUCUCCACCACGGGCAUGCUCCAUGCUCUGGUUGGAUUCUGUGUGGAUGUUGUUUGCUGUCGGUUUAAACUGGGGGUCUACAAACCCAAAGAGGAGGGUCUCUUGGAUGCACACAACAGCCAAUCACCGUCACUCCCAGAGACCAGUGAGUAAUGUCACAACACUGGUCAAGAUCAAUUAUGGAACCACCUUAGGAAAAAACAUCUCUUUCAAAUGUUGAUUUAACUUAAUAAUUCUUUGUGCAUUAUAAACAUUUACAAGCGUUGUUAAGCUAAAUCAACAUCGUCCUUGCAUCAUGUUGCCUUUUGUGUUGUUAAACCGGUUCAUGGCAGCACACUUUAUUCAGUACGUCUUAUUGAAAGAUGGUGCUCCUCCCGCUCUCGUCAUGUGACUGGCUUCCAGCUUCAUUUGGUUGAAUGAUAAGAAGAAAGAACAACACCCAGAAGAGAGCUGUUUAACUUUACAGACUUUUUU